Molecule: messenger RNA, 522 nt
Organism: Funneliformis mosseae
Lineage: Eukaryota; Fungi; Glomeromycota; Glomeromycetes; Glomerales; Glomeraceae
Source: the annotation of a GenBank genome assembly
AUGCAAAUUUCGCAAAUUCAAUUAUUUGAAAAUUAUGCAAAGGUCGACAGUCUUAUUAAAGAACAACUUAAUUCUUUAAUCAAAGUGUUUGAUGGCGUUAUGAAAGUUUUGGACUUCACAAAGAAAUUUGUAAAUGUACAACAACGUGGUAUUGAUCAAAAAGCUCUUGUUAACAAUAGUUCUGAAAUGAUCAAGUACCUGAGACAUGUUGCUAAGGUUGAACUAAUUAACUCAGUUCUUAUGUCAAUAAAUACAAUUGCUGAUGAAGAACAGCGCAAUAAUAUUUCCGAAAUGACCAAGAACCACGAGCUUGUAGAUCCUAUUGGAAGAAGAGUAUCUGAUCACCGUGGAAGUAAGAAGCAUAUUGUAAAAAAGACCUUAAAACAAAGUAUAGCGUUGCUUGUAUUCCUAUCACCAUCACAGAAGAUAAUUUACGAGUACUCAAAAGAUUCAAGCACAACUUAUGAUUUUAAGAAAACUUCGAGAUUCUCCCAAUAUUUUGAAAUUUUAUGGGCUCUCUAA